Messenger RNA from Centropristis striata (black sea bass), 3208 nucleotides. RefSeq lists its product as uncharacterized. The transcript has 20 exons. The record is from RefSeq and is a predicted model, not a curated record. Lineage: Eukaryota; Metazoa; Chordata; Actinopteri; Perciformes; Serranidae. The coding region runs from base 166 to 2922 and encodes 918 amino acids. Gene Ontology annotation, biological process: T cell receptor signaling pathway; protein localization to plasma membrane; integrin-mediated signaling pathway. Gene Ontology annotation, molecular function: protein binding. Gene Ontology annotation, cellular component: plasma membrane.
CGCAGCACGCAGGUGCGUCUCACGUCUCGCGGCGGCGCUUUCAAAUUGUUUGUUUUAGCAUAAACAGUCAGCUGGCUUCAUCACGGUACAUUUAUUACCGUCGCCACAGUUUAGACCGCUUUCCUAAUGUAUGAACCUGAACAGUGAUGAACAAAACGAGGCACAAUGGAAGAGGAGGGACUGAACUUCAAAGCUCUGAGGGCCAAGUUUCAGGAGUCUCAAUCCAAAAUCAGUCGACCAGCUGUUGCAGAGAAACCCAAACACUUCCCUCCUUCUGGAGGUCACUGCAGCUCUGUGGUCAGCAGUAUUAAUAUUGCUGUAGAAAACAAGACACCAGUGGUUCCCCGGGUCAUCUUCAGAGAAGGGCUGCGGGCAUCCGGAGGCAAGCGGCCAAUUUCCUUUCCACCACAACCACAGGAGACCUCCCCCUCAUCUCAGCUGGCUAAUGGAGAUGGCACAGCAAGACAGUCCCUCAAAGACAGACACAUGCCUCUGGUGCUUCCUGUCCUGCCUGUAAAAGAGCAAAAGGCAGAACCGCCGGCCAAAAAGGAGCACAAACUGGAAGCAGAGGCGGGGAAAGAAGUACCGCCACAAACUAAAAUCAAGAAGAAAGGUUUGCUGCUUCCUUUCAAGACAGCCAAAGCAUCAAAGGUCAGUGCAGAAAGUGGAGAGGAGCCUACGUAUGCUGAUUUGACCACCAGACCUUCCAGUGCUCCGGCUGAGUUGCCCUCUUUGGAAAAACAAACCACAGAAGAUGGGGUUUCACUCCAAAGUGACCAAUCCACCGCUGAGUUCCCCCUCUCCAGCCCAGACAUCCCAAUCACCCCUACCUCUGCAGAGACAAGUGUUGACUCCGACAACAAAAUGUUUAGCACCUUGGAGAGGGCCAAGAAGAAGUUUUCACGCAAGCAGAUGUUGAUCUCUGGCAAACCUAAGAGCUCUCGUUCCCCUGACUAUGUCUCAAGAGACAAGUUUUUCCCUUUCCCGCCAAAGAAAGUUGUUGAACCCGAGCAACCCAUACCAACACCAGUCUGUCUUCCACACCUGGCUUGUCUAUCAGCCCGGCCUUUCUCCAGGGCCAACUUCUCUGCACGCAGGACUGCGUUGGAUAAGCAGUUUGGGAGGGAUAAAGCUGUUCCCUCUGUUAGGACCAGUGAACCUCCUCCACCCUCUGCUCCACAAAAGAAGCCUCUACCCGAAUUGAGGUUUCUGGGGCCGUUGCCACCGAAGCCCCUGAGACCGCCGAUGGUAGAUCUGAGCUGUUACCACCGACCCUCAGUUAACGAGGUGUCACCAGAUCUUAACCAAGCACCAAGUGAGGAGCCAGAGGCUGAGCAUCCAUCCAUCCCCAACCCUGUACUGGACGCUCCGGAGUUUCCAGACUUUGAGAUUUCCGAGAUGGAAACAGCAGAGAGUGAUGCUGUUUACAUUGGUGCGCUCGAACUGGAGUCUCUAGACUUUUUCUGCACGAACCCUCCUGUACCAGAAGUCUGUGGGGUCACUGAUUUUGAGGAUCCAAAACCUGCCUUAUGUGAUCCUGUAGAGCCCCUUAUGAGCGCAGGCGUCCAUGACCUGAACCUCGGCAUGGAAAACAUAAUACCCUUCGAUCCAGCCGACUUCCCUGAACAAAUAAACUUUUCAGAGUUCCCCGAGCCUGCUGGAUCAGAGCAGUGGUCUCAGAGCGAGGAGGUUCUCAUAGAUCCUCUCUCUAGCACUCACACCGAUGAGACCGACCUGGGAGAUGCCGAGUCUCACUCUGCUGCACAGGAACCAGACAAUACCCACGCAUCAUCCAAUGAUGGCAUUCAACCACAUCCCAACGUUUCACAGCAGGACAGUUACUAUGAAGCGUGUGCUAAUGUGUACGAGGAUGUCGAGAACAUCAACAGAUUCAUCUUGGGCCAGAACUCACAUAUUUGCUGUCCUGGUUUAACUUCCUUGUUAAAUAUUUUUACAGAUCCAUAUGCUGACAGCCACCCUAUGAAAGAGGAGGCGACUCUUAACAUAUGGCCAAGGAAUCCAUGGGGCAGUGUAUCAGGAGAACAUGCUCAUUCGGCCCAUAAUCACGUCCACAGUAAAGGAUGCCAGAGCCCCAACACUGCUGAGCAUAAAGAGCAGAAGAAGAGGGAAAAGCAGCGGCUGGAGAAGGAGAAAAAGGAGCAAAAAGAAAGGGAGAAGAAGGAAAAUGAAAUGAAAAAGAAGUUUAAAGUGACCGGCGAAGAGGAGCCCAUGUACCACGCCAAGGUGACGGUGGCGAGCAAGGUCCGCAAAAAUGACCUGCCGGUGAAGAGCGGGGACACGGUCAGCAUCAUUCGUACCACCAACUGCCCCAAAGGCAAAUGGCUGGCCCGAGACGCCAACCACAAGUACGGUUAUAUUUCAGUCAUGAAUGUAGAACUGAAUAUCAAAGAGAUGCUGGAACUUGGCAAGAAGGCCCAAGCAGCUGGACGAGGAGGAAACCUGGAGUUAGACACCAUCAGCAUUGGAAGCAGAUCCUCAAGCCACCCUGUACUAUCAAGCAGUUUCACAGACGACAGCGAGGAGUGGGCAUGUGAGGAUGAGACCCUCUCACCCUCCAAUGAAAGCCACAGCUUUCCCCGUCAGGCUGUCUCGCUGCCCGAGAUGUCAUGUGGCCAUGUUGGCGCCCAGCACACUCUGAGCGAUGCCAACCUGGAGGACCUACACACACAUUCUUCAACCUUCAGGACCAGACAUGAGGCCCUGCAGAAACUUGCCAUCUUCUUUCAACACAGCAAAGAUGAAUUUUGUGACAUUUCUGAUGGCGGCGGAGUGACCCCUACAAAUGCUGAGUCAUCAAACUUCUUGUGUGCUGUGGAGGAGCCUCCAUAUCCUGAACAGGAGGUUGACUUCACAGAGCUGGAGCUCCUUCCUCCCCCCUCGCUCUAUGCUGACGCCUUCUGAUUACCACAUCUGCCCAAGCAAGUAAUGUCAUGGAGAAAAGAAACUAUCAUGAAUGGAGCUGCUGAUGUAACGACUAUAAUUCCGAUCUCACCCUUUUUUUUCUCCACUUUGUUGUGCUUGUUUUUCACAUUUCGUUCUACACUUUCACUUUCUCUGUUACUGUUAAAGAAGCACAAAUUGAAUCAUUGCAGACUGUCCACUUGUAACUUUAUGUUUAAGGAUUUGUUUGUGAAUGUGUUCUUUACAUUUUGUUUGUUACAUCUAAUAAAUAUUUGUUAUUGAUUUA